This is a messenger RNA of Phytophthora infestans T30-4, 735 nucleotides long. RefSeq lists its product as uncharacterized. Gene Ontology annotation, molecular function: DNA binding; transcription coactivator activity. Bases 1 to 735 code for a protein of 244 amino acids. Gene Ontology annotation, cellular component: nucleus; transcription regulator complex. Lineage: Eukaryota; Oomycota; Peronosporomycetes; Peronosporales; Peronosporaceae. The transcript has 4 exons. Gene Ontology annotation, biological process: positive regulation of transcription initiation by RNA polymerase II. The record is from RefSeq and is a predicted model, not a curated record.
AUGUCGACCUUGCAGCAAACACAGGCGCCGACGCGAAAGCGUCCGGCAGAGUCGGUGGCGGAAGCACCGAAGCGUGUCAAGACCGAAAUUCAAACGCGUCCGUCGCUGUCGCUGACGGAUCUACUAUCCCGAAAGGCAGCGACAGAGCCGCAACUGUCGCUCUCACAAGCAUCAGAAGACUCGGACGUGCCGCUAGCGAGAUUCGCAGCGCAGCAGAAAGCCAAGCGAACUAAAACUCACGGUAAAACAACGGAACAGGGUGAGGUGGUGUUCGAACUGUCGAGUAAACGCCGCGUAACUGUGCGCAAGUGGAAGGGGAUGAAGUUCGUGGACAUUCGCGAGUAUUACGACGACAAGGGGCAAGCCAAACCCGGCAAAAAAGGUAUCUCGCUCUCGCCCGAUCAGUGGGAAAAGCUUUUUGGCUUCUCAGAUGCAAUUGCAGAAGCGAUCGAGUUGGUGGAGGAAAACAAAGUGGGGAUUGAGUCACUCGCUGGUGUACCGGGCUGCAUUCUGAGGCCAGACGGAAACGUCCGAGCCAUCGCGCUGCCGCUGUCGAGCAAACGCCGUGUUACGGUUCGCUACUUCAACAACGCGGUGUUGAUUGAUCUCCGUGGGUUUUACGAUCAGGACGGCGUGUCGAAACCUGGCAAGAAGGGUAUUUCGCUCUCUAAAGAUCAGUGGGACGCGCUGCGAGAAGUUGCGGGCGAGAUAACGGAAACAGCAGAUUGCCUUUGA